Molecule: messenger RNA, 2776 nt
Organism: Dermacentor andersoni
Lineage: Eukaryota; Metazoa; Arthropoda; Arachnida; Ixodida; Ixodidae
Gene: PPP4R2r
Product: Protein phosphatase 4 regulatory subunit 2-related protein
Cellular component (GO): cytoplasm; nucleus; protein phosphatase 4 complex
Molecular function (GO): protein phosphatase regulator activity
Source: RefSeq, a predicted model, not a curated record
CUGUGCGGCAGCCAUAUUUUUUGUUGUCGUCAGGAGGGUCCCAGCUGCCGGCAGUGUGUGUAUGCGUGCAUGUGCGUGUGCUUCUCCGUGGACCUGGAAGCUUGCACUGUUGGGAGAAAACUGAACUCUGCUGCAAAAUGAACAGCAACAAAGAGGCUCUUUUAGACGAGCUCACUGAUUUCGUGAGCCAAAAGCCCGCUGAAAUUCCUUCGGUCCUCGACGAGUACCUGUGCCACAUCGCGAAGACUGGCGACACUCUGUUCCCAUGGCACAAGUUGAAGCCGCUGUUAUGUCGAAAGCUGGAACUUGUCAUGAACGAAUUCCACAAGGUUUCGCCAACAGACGACUUACCGGCCUUACCCAACGUGGAGGUGUUCAAGUACGAGGAAAUGAAAGAAAAGGUCCUGGAGGCCGUCAACUGCUUCAACAGCGCACCAUUCACCAUCCAGCGGUUGUGUGAGCUUGUGGUCGAUCCUAGGAAGCACUACAAGCGCACAGACAAGUUUAUGCGUGGCCUUGAGAAGAAUGUCCUGGUUGUGAGCACAAUUGAACCAAAGUCUCUUGCUGCACUACAGCAAGCUAAUGCUGCUGCAAUGCCCAUGGUCAACGGCAUUCCUGGAGUGGAAGAUGGUGGAAUCAAUGGCCAUUUCGCUGACACCACAGAGGACUCGCUUAAUCGCAUGGAUGGUGAAAAUGGCCACUGUGAAGAUGAGGGCAUCUGUGCCGAUGACCCAGGUACCAACGUUGAGGUUCCAUCUUCUGUUGCUGACGACGCAAGCUUGGGUGAAGCACCGCAACCAGUUACAGAAGAAGUUGUUGAAGAGCAAGAAGUAGAGCCGUCAGGCUCCACCGAGCAGACCAAUGCAGAGUCGUCAGAAGGUGAUAAAGAAGAAGAUGUUGAACCUUCAGCCCCAGUGGAACAAGCCGAAGCUGAGAAAGGAGCAGAGCCACAACCUACAGAAGAAAUCGCUGUGGAGGCACCAAUAGAAAGCAUAGAGUCUGAACCAUCCACCAGCGACGAGGAGCCUGUUACGCACACCAAAGAGCCUGUGAAGGAAGCACCAUCAGGAGAAAGCCCGUGUGAUAAAAAUGCAACCGAAGAGGUUGCUGAAGCAUCCAGUGAAAGUGGUGCUGAAGAUGUGUCUGGCACUCGGGAAGAGCCAGCAUCUGAUGCUCUAGCGAAAGAGCCAUCCGUCUCAGCGGAGGACCACUCGGAAGCCGAUGCCCUGCCAGUUGAUGCUUCUGAGCCAAAACCGGCGGAAACUUUGGCUGUGGUUAAGGAAGGCUCGUCGGAAGUGGACUGCUGCGACUCCAGCAUUUCUGAAAUGCCAGAAAGCGAGGAAGAACUGAAGGAGCCCCCACUGAAGAAGUUUCAUCCUGAACCUGAAACGCACACAGAAGAACAGGGCACAGAGGAGCAGGAACAGCCGUCUUCGACAUCGGUGUCACUGGACGAUAGCGUUGAAGAGGAAGCUAUGGAGAGUUCAAAGGCAGACUCGUCACCUACAGAAGAUGGUCAGGCAGAGGCAAUGGACACGACUGCAGAGAGCUCUGCCCAGAAGGACUCGCCAAUUGAGGAGGAGGAGGAGAAGGUGGCGAGUCCCGACGAGUCUGCUAUGGAACAGGACUGAACCUGCUGUGGAAAGUGCCGGCUACUGUGCUUACCCUCUCUCACCGUGUACUUCAGCCAUUUCUCCCCCCAUCCCCCUCCUCCCACCCCUUUCCAAACAAUUCAAGGGCAAGAAUUGAUCUCGACUUUUCGCACAACUUUAAAAAAUGUUGUGGUUUUUUUUGGGGGGGUCCUGCAGCACAGCAAGAUUCUCAUUUCUUUCAUGAAGAAAUGAGUAACAAGGUUUCAAGCAGCAGCUAAGUUUUAUGCGUAAUGACAGCUCUGGUUGCUAGCAAGCACCAAUAUGAGAGGUACUAUGCAGCCAACCCGUUUUCAAAUGGUACCAACUUCACUGGCAGUAGUCCUGUGCCAGUUUUCUUGAAUGGUAUUUCCCCUACCCGGAGGAGGUUAUGUCACUGACUUUAGAAUCUCGUAAAGCACACAGGUCAUAUGCCAACAGUGUGUGUGUGUGGCGAGUUUUGCAAAGAAAGCAGGUUAGGUUACAUCUGUACAUCGUUUCGUCAAAGUCAAAAUGUUCACCACUGAGCAUCUUGAAGACUAUGCAUUCAGUGAACACAGAUGAACAUGCUUUAUGUAAAAGAUUGAUUACCAUCACACCAUUGGCAUCACGAGAUCGGAACUAGUGGCUGGGCCCGCCUGUAAUUGCAGUUAGUAUUGCCAACAGUAACCUGCCAUUAAUUUGAAUACUGGCACCAAACCUGGAAUGCAUUUCAAAUGAUUGCCACAUUGCAUAAGGCAGUACAGUGUAACCAUGCUUCUCUAAAGUCUUAAAAUAUGUUUGCGAGAUCAUGAAAAUUGUUGCACCCUGUAUAUCAAAAGGUCUACCAUACAUAUGAACUUUUACUCCUUUUGCUGUUGCCUGGUGUACGUAGAUUACAGAAAAGUUUCAUCAGUUCUGUCUAUAGUGCCCGCUGCAGUCCAUCUAGUUGUCAUGGCUGCUACUUUGUUGUUCAUUCUGUCCAACCUAAGUCAUCACCUGUACUUUCCGCAAGUUUCUGGGAAAGCUGCAUAUUGAUGUAACAGGCGCGAAGUAGAGUACUUGUUUCAUUAGCGCAAGGCAGCAAUGUGUUGGUACUGCAUCUGCUCACAUGAGUAUGCAGUGAGCAGCUCAUCUUCAUUUUUAAAUAAAUUUUCUGUUCAUGCUUC